AGCGGGGCGGCGGUGAUUUAAAUACGGUCCGAGAAGGGAAGGCGACUGGAUGAGAUACGGCUGCGUCUCUGGGAAGGAUGAGAGUUAAGAGACUGCCACACGGUGGAGCAGAGCUUAACUAAACUUUUCUCCUGCAACAUUUUUACAACACCUCUCCAGAUCCCCUCCUCCACUCCCCCUCUCCCAUUUCUCCUCCCGUCCCCACGAACCGACCAAAAAGAAAAAGAAAAAAGUUUGAAAUUUCCCACCUGAACAGCUUAUGAUCUGAAAUCUGCAGGUUUCUCCAACUUGAUUUUGACUCGUUUUAAAAUUUUAUUAUUAUUCUUUUGUAAAGGAAAGCGAGUGGGUUCAUCUCUUUCUCCACAAAAACAAACUUAAAAAAAAAAAAAAAAAAAUCAGAAAUGUCGUCGCCUCAUUAGUCGCCGCGGCCGCCCGGUGUGUUUCCGCCGCAGUGACACGCACCGCCAUGCUCGCGUCCAAUGCGAGCCUCGGCGGCUGCGCGGAGUUCAACAGCGCCCUGUGCGCCGGAGCCGGGGAAGGGCAGCCGGGGGGCGGUUCGCUCCGGACCACCCUCAGCCCGACGGGGCACCUGGUCGUGGCCGUGUGCCUCGGCUUCAUCGGAGCGUUCGGACUCCUCAGCAACCUGCUGGUGCUGGUCCUGUUCUGCCGCUACAAGAUGCUGCGCUCCCCCAUCAACCUGCUGCUGAUCAACAUCUCCGUCAGCGACCUGCUGGUGUGCGUGCUCGGGACUCCGUUCAGCUUUGCGGCCAGCACGCAGGGACGCUGGCUCAUCGGAGCGGAGGGAUGCGUGUGGUACGGCUUCGCCAACUCCCUCUGCGGCAUCGUGUCCCUGAUCUCCUUGGCUGUCCUCUCCUAUGAGCGCUACAGCACCAUGAUAACCCCGACCGAGGCCGACUCCUCUAACUACCGCAAGACCUCCCUGGGCAUCCUUUUGUCCUGGGUCUACUCUCUCUUAUGGACCCUUCCACCGCUCUUUGGCUGGAGCCACUACGGUCCAGAGGGCCCCGGAACCACCUGCUCAGUCGACUGGACAGCAAAGACGGCGAAUAACAUGUCUUACAUCAUCUGCCUGUUUGUGUUCUGCCUCAUCGGACCUUUCCUGGUGAUCGUCUACUGCUACGGGAAACUGUUGUACGCCAUCAAACAGGUGAGCGGGAUCAACGCGUCGCUGAGCAGGAAGCGCGAGCAGCGCGUCCUUCUCAUGGUGGUGAUCAUGGUGAUCUGCUACCUGCUCUGCUGGAUGCCGUACGGGAUCAUGGCACUGUUGGCCACCUUCGGGCCGCCCGGCCUGGUCACGCCCGAGGCGAGCAUCAUCCCCUCGGUCCUGGCCAAGACGAGCACCGUCAUCAACCCGGUCAUCUACGUCUUCAUGAAUAAACAGUUUUACAGAUGUUUCCGAGCCCUGCUGCACUGUGCCGCUCCUCGCAGAGGCUCCAGCUUGAAGAGCUCUUCCAAGGCCGGUACCAAAGCUGUGAAGGGAGUGGCGGUGACCGGCCCCCGCCGGACCGACGACUUGUUGUUUAUGGUCGCCUCUCUGGGCCAACCGGCUGCCACUGUACCCCAGCUGGGCCCGUCCUGUGAACCGACCAUUGACUUCACCAAAGCCCCGUCGUCUUACAACCAACCUGUGGUUGUGGUUUCACUGGUGGCCCACUCUGAGGGCUGACACUUGGCUAUUGCCGUGAAAACGUCAAAUCCCUGUCCUGGAAAUCACUAACAAUGUUGUAGGGCUGCGGACAUCAUCUCUGCCUCGGCCUGACUGGUGGUAGACUGGUAACAAAUGGAAACCAUGAAAUGCCUCUGGACAACGUGAGCAAAAACCCACUGCAGUGAACACACAGAACCUUUGAGGCCUUUGUUUAUCUGCAGAACAUUUGACUUUUCAACUUUUCUUUCAAAGAGACAUACAAAAAUACAUUUGGUCCAUUCAAAGGGCCUUAUGUGUUUUGAAGCUGAACAUUGACUGAGGUAUAUUUUUUGAUUGAUUUUGUUACUAACAGCACAUGAAGAACCUGGGCAGUUUAUGACCCAAAGUAUUUUAAAGUUUUGUUACUCAGAGGUAAAGUUUUGACAAAAUGUUUGAGCACAAGAAAAAUACUGUACAAAUUAUUUUAGACCUUUAUUUAUUUAAAGCUUUUAACUUGCUGCAAUUUCACGGAAGGACUUCAACCUGCAUCAAACAACCUGGUUCUAAAUAGGGACUUACUCUAUAUGUAGCACUGCUGAUGUAGCAUGCUAACGACAUUAAAGUUCCUCCGGUGCGACAUGGCUUUGAGUGCCGUCUGCGCAUGGACACUGUUACUAGGAGGAAUGGUAGAGUAAGGUUUAGGAAUGACAAGAAGAAUCUCAAUAGCGUCAUGUAGUAAUCUAUUCCCAAGCUUGCUUUUUAAAAUCAAUAAAUAAGGGUUAGGAUUAGCAAAACAAUUUGUUAGGCUCUCAAAUUGAUUGUUUGAAUGAGUCAUGUGAUCUAAUCUCAGAUAAACAGGAGAGAACAGAGGACAUUUCCCCUUCUGUCUGACUGUGACCUCUGAUAUCAUCUUCUACUCACUCAUCUGUGCACCACUUUAUAUCGCCAGCUACCUGUGUGAGCUUCUAAGCUUGUAACAUAGCAACUUACUUUAAAGGACCACCAGACUGCACAGCCGCCCGCCGUGCCUGUUCAAAAAUCGGACACCACUCUCGGCAAGAAUAAAAUGUCUAAAUCUAAUUACAUAGUCAAUUAGGAAAAUGCUUUGCGGUCCGGCCUAAACCCCCCUCUGGGUCCGGAUUUGGACCGCAGUCCAGCGAAUCCCUGAUCUCGAUUCAUGGAGGGACUUUAACGUGUCGAUUUCAACAGAAUAGGUAAUUACAUUGUUAAAUAUUUAAUCACACAAUGAAUGGUAUGUAAACAUAUCUGCUGUCUGAACUAUUUGUUUACUUGACUAAUUGAAGUGUUGGCUGAUUAGCAGUACUGGAUAGGAAUGAGUGCAAGUGGACUUUUGAGAGCAAACUGUACAGAUAAAUACAGUAUUACUGCAGAUCACAGGAACACAUUUUGAACUCAAAUGCAUUUGGAUCCAUAAGGUUGGAUGAACAGCAGCAUGACAACCUUUUACUUCCACAAGCCCCAGGUAGAAAUCACUAUUUAUCUUCAUAAUACAAACCCUAUGUUAACUGUUUAUUAAUAAUAAUAUUAUUCCCACAGUUAACAUAACAUUCAUCCUGCUCGGUGCAACUGAAACAACAAAAAAGUUGUUUUGUGUGUGUGUGUGUGUGUGUGUUAGAUUGACCUCGUAAAGUUACAGGGGAUUAAAAGAAGCAUACUGUGCAAAGGUAUCAGUCAGGAAAAAGAUACAAAACAAUUUCUAACACAGACCUUUGGUCUUGUGUAAUCUCUUGUAUUGUCCACAUGUUUAGACUAAGCAGUAGGGUUUAGAGUCAGAAGCCUUUUCUCCUGCACAUCUGGAUUAAAUCCACCAGAUGUGCAGGUGGGCAUCUGGUGGAUUCUGAUGGAAACACACCAAGUUGUUUUAAAAUGUAUUAUGCUACACUUUAUACAAUAAUAUAACAUUACUAAAACUAUGCUUUGGAUAAUCGCUUUAAAGUACACUGCAUGCAUUUAAAAAAAUGCAUAUUUUAAAUGUGUAUAUAUGUUACAUACUGUAUGUAUGCUAAUGUUGUACUUCAGAUGGCAUUUUCAAAUAGAUUUGGUGUAUUUUCCUAAACAGUUUUUAAUCAUUCUUAAAAUAAUUAUAAGGACUCUUGUGUUAUGAAACACGUCCAGUGGUGGACAUGAUCUUUCUAACAUGGUAUGCCUUAUUAAGUGCCUUAAUUGGUUAUGAUUUUGUUUUAAAAAAAGAAAAUUGAGCAAAAUUCUUAUUAGAAUUAUUGUAAAAAAUAUAGGAGACUUUACAUUUCCUCACCUUUUAAUCUCUUUCAAUACUGACAAAGGAAUAGCAAAUAAUUUGUUCAUGGCUCCUAAUGUCACGCAUUUAUGUCUAGACAGAGCAUCUACAGCAAAUCCAUAACUGAUCCUUAACACUUCAUUAAUCAAUGUGGAAGGUGUCUUCAGCUCCACAUCUGUCUAAAUAUGAUCCGUUUUCUUCAGUUCUUUAAAAAAACAGAAGCCGUUUUCUCCAGACAAUCCAUUUUCAGGUAUAAAAUCUAUUAGUGAACAGCAUUAUCUCCAGUUCACACUCCAUACCAGUUGGUGGCAGUAAUGUACGCCUUCAGUUAUUUUUGAAAACCACCACCAAAGAAAUAAGAAAAAAAUAAACUCUACCAGAAGAACAGGAUCACCUACAACAGGGAAACAGAAAAGAUUAUUUCCUUAAAAUUCACCAUCUUUUCUUGUACAAUUAAACCUUAUCAGUAGAGAGCAGCUUGAUGGUGGGUUAUGGUUUUGGUAAAUUCAAGAAAAUUGCUACCCAGCUGGAUUUAGAUAAUACCUAGCUAACUAAGUAGCUACCUUGCUAACUAGAUACAUAUUACUAGAUAGCUAACUAGCUGUCUAUUUAUCUAGCCAUCAAACUAGCUGUCUAUCUAGAUAUAUAUUUCCCACCACAGCAGAUUGUACUAUUGUUAUUGCAAUGAAUCUUCUCUGCUUUUAUACUUAAUAUUAUCCUAGUCUGUUAUUCUCCUCAGUCUGCUGCAGUGAAUGUAUUUUUUACCUGCACACGAUGGAGACUAAAAAAAUAAAUAAAUCAUUAUUUUAAAAAAAAUGUGAGCACAAUAAAUGAGCUCUCAGGUGACAAGUGGAUUCCAGCCUUCAUGCUAAUGAGCGCUGGAUGAGGAACAGACGGGCACAGUGCUACAUAGAUAGCAGCGGCUGAUACCCCUUUUACCAAAACACCAGUGCAUUACUUCAUAAGACGAUGGGCUGGAAAAAAAUGUAACAGACGGUAAACUUGCUGACGGUCCGUAUGCCUGAGCGGUCCCUCUGUGACUGAUGGUGUGUUCUUUGGGACUGGCGACAGAGAAGUGGGACAGCGAGGAUAUUUAUGCAUGUGUGUGAAAGAGAGCGCAGGGAAAAGGUGGUGAGCAUUGUGUCGGAGGACCCCGAACAGACAGCGCAGGCCACAUUUGUUUGCACCGCUGGUAAAAAUCCUUAAUACGAAUGAUUCUUUUAUCACGGCAACGUGCUCUCCCACAUAAUUUUUUCAAAAAGUAAGCUGUUGAUUUGAGUAAGCUCUUAAUUUGAGUAUACUUUGUCAGUGUCCGGAAAACAAAUUCGUAGGACGAUCGUUUUUAAACGAGGCGUCGCACGCAUUCGUACUUUUGUUGAUGGCGCACUCUGACCAGCAGGGUGUUCUUUAAGGCAGCAGUAUAUAACUCAUGAAAAUCUAGAUGUUUUUUGUACAUUUGCUAAAACUGACACUGUCAUAAAAGCAAGCUAUUAGACAAUCUGAAUAAAAUCUAACAAAUACGCUGCUGUAUUUGUUUGUCAGAAACAACCAAUCAGAGCCAGGAGGAGGCGGGGGGUCUUAGCGCGGCCAAUCAUGCUUGUAUACCCGCCACGCACAUUCUCACAUUUUCUCGCUGGUUCACCACAACAAAGCCCACCAUGAAUGCUAACACUACUUAGCAUGGCCACCGAUGAUAACAAGAGACAAACGGUUUUCCUGGAAAAGGUAAGUUGUUUCGCAGCCAUUAGCAUAUUUAGCAGCACGUACAGAAGGUGCGCAAAGACCCUCCUCCUUGUUGUGAUUGGUUGUUUCCGACCAGGAGCGGCGCAUUCCUUCUGACGACAACAAUAGUUCAGGAAAGAGGUGGAGGAAAUCGAUCUUUUCACAGAUCAUCUGUCUCACAUUAAACUGUCACAACAUGGUGACAGUUUUAACAAAUAUGUAAAAACCAUAUUUUUGUAAAAGUUACAUACUGUAGCUUUAAUAUGCCACCCUGUUAGAGCAUAGAGAGAGGAUGUUCUUUGACCAUUCCCCUUAAUAAAUUUAUGUAAAUUAUCCAUGUGUUGAUUUAUCUUAUCACUUGAUGAUCUGGUAACAAUUUUCUGGCUGAGAAUAAAACUAUUUUUUUUUCUAAAAUGGACAACGACAGCAAAGGUCACAUUAUAAAACACUCAAUAGGUCAAAAUCACAACCAUGCUGAUGCGAACAAGUUUCCCAGGAUGCUUUACAGAGAAACGGUCUCACCUCAUCGUGGAUUCUUCGCCAUACUCAACGGCAAGCAUAACACGCUGUUCCGCUUUGGUUUCACAUCAAUCCUGCUGUUUGUUGCUAAAAACCUCAAUCUUUGUCUCAUCUUGAGGUUAGCAAUUUUAACAAAUGAAAAGAAUGUUUUAUCCUCUAGUUUUAUUUUUCAUAGCCUAAGGUCUGCGUUAUAUGAUGUCUUUGACGGAAUGAAUUAUUCUACGUAGUCGCAGGCAUUUUUUUAAAAAGAAAAAAAUGGUCUUAAAUAACUGCAAUGGUCUUCAAGUAUUUUUAUUCCUUUGUUGCUAUUUUGUUCAUUUUAUUUAAAAUGCUGUGCACCACAAUGCUCUGGCUUGGCUUUGACUGUUGCUGGUAGUUCAUAAAUACAUUAUGGACACGUUGUUUGAUGUCUUUCCACACUUUAUUUGAAUGUACAUGACCUGUGUGAGUUUUCAUUAACCCAAAAAACUUUGGGCAUGUAUGGAGCAAUCAACAAAAGGCUCUUCUUUACUUUUUUUUGUACCUUCCUUACUGUAAAUUAUGGCAAAGAUAAUAUCCAGAAGCAUUGUGAUGACUUCCUGAAGGCAGAGUUUCAGAAAGAGCAGCAGCUUCUUAAAGAGACAGAGGCCCAAUUUCAAGAUGUCAAAUUACAAACUCGAGUUUCUUUUGUCAUAAUUGACAUAUACAGCAUUUUUAUAACAACUGAAGGUACUAUAGUUACUUGAUUGUGCUGUAAAACACAUAAUACCACCCAUUUAAAAUAAUGUCCCCAUUUACUAAAUCUUCUCAUAUUGAAUGGUGGAUUUUUAAGCUCUUGUUUAAAAACUGGUUUUAAAAACUUGCUUUCUCUGAGAGCAAACACUCUCAGAGAAAAAGAUUUUAUCCGGCUGCUGGUUGCAAUAUAAAGCAAUAUAUUGUCUGUAGUCACUAAUGUGUUGGUCCAAUCAUAAUGUCCACACUUUAGAAAGCAUUUGCCUGUUCAGAAGCACCUCUGCAAUUUUUUACAAAAAUCUCUGAAUCAAAAUGAAACUUUAUUGAAAGUGAUUUUU
Messenger RNA from Xiphophorus couchianus (Monterrey platyfish), 7195 nucleotides. RefSeq names its product vertebrate ancient opsin-like. Gene Ontology annotation, biological process: G protein-coupled receptor signaling pathway; visual perception. Gene Ontology annotation, molecular function: G protein-coupled receptor activity. Bases 467 to 1687 code for a protein of 406 amino acids. Gene Ontology annotation, cellular component: membrane. Lineage: Eukaryota; Metazoa; Chordata; Actinopteri; Cyprinodontiformes; Poeciliidae. The transcript has 4 exons. The record is from RefSeq and is a predicted model, not a curated record.